UAAAGGUAUAUUUUCUUGCUUAUGUGAUAAUCUCUAUAUCAGGAGGGAAUUAACUUCAGUCUGAAAAGCAGUCAUUUUGUGGAUGUUGCAGCUUUUAGGUAGAGAUUCAUAAGAACUUAGUGUUUUUCUUCCUUAGUAAACAUGGACUGUUUGUAGCUGUGCUGUCAGCUGCUGUUUGGUGGCUGUUAAGCCAUGAGCUCAGAGUGUGUGAAGGUGGUGGUGCGGUGCAGGCCCCUGAAUGAAAGGGAGAAGGCUCUCAGCUCUAAGAUGGUGGUGUCUAUGGAUGUGCAGCGGUGCCAGUGCUUCAUUAAAAAGCCCGGAGCAGCGGAUGAGCCACCUAAACAGUUCACUUUUGAUGGGACCUACUUCAUUGAUCAGACUACCGAACAGCUGUACAACGAGAUUGCAUAUCCUCUGAUAGAGGGUGUUACUGAGGGAUACAAUGGCACUAUUUUUGCCUAUGGGCAAACUGGAAGCGGCAAGUCUUUCACCAUGCAGGGGGUGUCUGAGCCUGCAGCCCAGAGAGGUGUCAUACCACGAGCUUUUGAACACAUCUUUGAGAGCAUUCAGUGUGCUGAAGGCACAAAAUUCCUGGUGAGGGGCUCUUACCUGGAGAUUUACAAUGAAGACAUAAGAGAUCUGUUGGGAAGCGACACCAAACAGAGGCUUGAGCUGAAAGAGCACCCGGAGCGCGGGGUUUAUGUGCGGGACCUGACCACACACACACUGCACAGCGUAGGAGAGUGUGAAAGAAUCAUGGAGCAAGGCUGGAGGAAUCGUGCCGUAGGCUGCACGUUGAUGAACAAAGACUCCUCCCGGUCCCACUCCAUCUUCACCAUCCACUUGGAGAUCUGCAACACAGAUGCAGCCGGCAAGGACCAUAUACGAGCUGGAAAACUUAACCUAGUAGAUCUUGCAGGAAGUGAGCGUCAGUCUAAAACCGGUGCCACUGGAGAGCGACUCCGUGAAGCCACAAAGAUCAAUCUGUCCCUCUCAGCUCUGGGUAAUGUCAUCUCUGCCCUGGUCUACGGCCGCUCCAAAUACAUCCCCUACCGUGACUCCAAGCUGACAAGACUGCUGCAGGAUUCUCUGGGAGGAAACACACGCACCUUGAUGAUCGCCUGUCUCUCACCUGCUGAUAACAACUAUGAGGAGAGCCUGAGCACCCUGCGCUAUGCGAACCGGGCCAAGAGUAUUCAGAACAGACCUCGAAUCAACGAGGACCCCAAGGAUGCUCUGCUCAGGGAGUAUCAGGAGGAGAUCAAGAAGUUACGGGCCCUCAUCUCAGGCCAGCUGGGCACCUCUGACCUGUCAUCUCUUCUGUCUGGUCAGCCCACGAUUGCUCUUUCAAGGCUGCAGCCAAGCAAUAAUGAAGCAAAGAAGGAGAAGAUUAAAGAGGAGUACGAAGAAAAGCUGGCAAAGUUGCAGGCUGAGUACAAUGCUGAGCAGGAGUCCAAAGCAAAGCUGCAGGCAGACAUUGCUGCUCUGCAGCGUUCAUAUGAAUCAAAGUUGUCUAAUUUGGAGAGGGCCCAGACCAGCAGGGGGAGCUGUGACAAUAAGAAUGUGAGCUCCAGAUGUGUUGAUGAAGAUGGGGGUAGAAACCACAGCCUAAGUCCAUCUACUACUUCAAAAGAGCCUGAUGUGUCUUCUGCUGCAGUCGGCGUCUGGAAAGAUCCCAGAAGAAACGAGCUUGUGGAUUCAGCAGAUACUAACUCAAAAGAGUCUUUUGAUCAGAAACAUGUUCUGGAGAGGCUACAGAAACUGGAACAGGAGGUUAUAGGAGGAGAGCAGGCCAGAAACAACGAGUUACAACAGAGACAUCAGCAAAGGAAGAGGCUUGCUGAUGAGAGGAAGGUCCAGCUCAUCAACGCCUUAUCUGAGGACAGUGAGGAGAGUGAAAACGUGCUACUGAAUGUCUACAAUUCAAUCCAGGAGGAGGUUCAUGCCAAAAACCAGAAACUGACCAAAGUCCAGCGUAAGCUAAAAGCAGCUAAACUGGAGAUCAGCGAUUUGCAGGCAGAGUUUGAGCUGGAGAGGAAUGAUUAUUUGGCAAACAUUCGCCGAUUGGAGAGGGAAAGCCAGCUGCUGAACAGCCUGCUUGAGCGCAUGGUGCCACUGGUACGCAGAGACUGUAACUACAGCAACCUGGACCGCGUGAAGAAAGAAGCUGUUUGGGACGAGGAUAGCGCCUCCUGGAAGCUACCGGAUGUGAUGGUGCAGAAAACAACACUUCCUUCAGCAGUGGCUUCAAAGCCUUCCUCUGGCAGAGCUUCAGGUUCAGAUCAUUCAGAGUCAUUUAUGCAGGUUGAAGAGGACAGAUACAAGGAAAUGUUGGAUCGUAAAGACAGUGAGAAUAUGGCCAACAACUACUUUAAGUCAAAGAGAGCCAGUCUGCUGCUGGGCGCUGAUGCUGCUAAAGGACACGGCUACCGUUCUGUGAACGCUCCCAACAUGACCCCCCCUCCCAGAUCUGACCCCGUCCUGCCUCGGCCAUUUCGCCUGGAGUCUCUGGAGGUUUCGGUGUCCAAUGGGAAGACAAAGCGCAGGAAAAGCAAGCCUCACAUCCAUAGUGAAGGGCCAUGAAAGGGCAUGGUUAAAAAUCGACUUCCAACCUCACCCAACAAUCAUCAAAUGUGCAUGAAUGAUGAAUCAAAACAUUUAUUUCAGGCAGUCUAUUACAUUUUGUACAACGUUAUGUGAGAAUGUAGUUUAUUGUCAUUACUUAGAGGACUGAUUUGCUCGGGUAAAAUACUGUAGUGGUUUAUCUGCACAGUGUAGCAUGUGGAAUUUAGUUAAUAAUUAUUAAAAAAAACUAUUAAAAGAAGCUGUCAUUACAGAGACAUUGUCAACAAGGUGUUGGUAGCUUUUUUUUUUUUAAAUAUUUUAAUUUUUCAUGUCAGUAUGGACCAGAUUUUGGUCCUCUUUGACCUGAGAAAAUGUAUUGGCUGAACAUCAUGAUUUAAAAUCACCACAUCCCAGAGAUCAGAAUAGCUGUGGAAGCCAUUUAAGCUGAGAUUUUAUUAGAACUUUAAAGAAACUGGUCUGAGAAAAUCUCAACCUUGUGACGCAUCAUCCUGCUAGAGGUAGCCAUCUGAAGAUGUUUACUCUGUGGUCAUGAAGAAACAGUAACAAUGGUCGGGUAGCUGUGGUGUUUUAAUGAAGCCCAGUUUUUUAUUUAGGUACCAACUACAGUUAAUAUUUCCAGGGAAUAUCCAGGUUACAUUUUUGCUGGUGUCAAAUUGCAUCAAGCCUGUUUGAAUGUGGCCACAGGUUUCGCUAACAGGAGAGCUGCAACAUGUGGACCACUGCUGCUGAAGCUCAUCUGCCUCAAAGUUUCACAUGUUGUGUGUUCAGGAAUGGUAUUCCUUCAGCAUACUUUGGCUUUAGCGACUUGAGUUACUUUACCUUCUUAUCAUCUAUAAACAUCGGCGCUGUCUGUCUCUAGCUUUUGACUUCAAGAGCACAAUUUUCUCCAUAUGAUUGUUUAUUUCCAUUUUUACCAACAUUACGUUUGAAAGUCCCAGUAGGUUCCUCAGCGCUUAGACUGGAAUAACAUGUUCAAAGUGAUUGUAAUCUUCGAUUAUUUUUGUCCCGAUGUUCCAUUUAUCUA
Molecule: messenger RNA, 3610 nt
Organism: Cyprinodon variegatus (sheepshead minnow)
Lineage: Eukaryota; Metazoa; Chordata; Actinopteri; Cyprinodontiformes; Cyprinodontidae
Gene: kif17
Product: kinesin family member 17
Exons: 14
Coding region: 193-2583 (796 amino acids)
Biological process (GO): microtubule-based movement
Molecular function (GO): ATP binding; microtubule binding; microtubule motor activity
Source: RefSeq, a predicted model, not a curated record